AUGAGUGAUCACAUCGACCACACUAACCUGAGGGUCGUGGACAAACUGCAGUGGGUUUUAGAACGUGUAAGUGGGGCUGGAUAUUACAGCGAAAACAAGAUUUGUGUGAAAUUCUAUGCUGUUCUUCGGAAGGGAGCUGGUACAGGACAUGAUGAGAUGCAUCUUAUCUGCGAUGGCAAAAAAUAUAAGAUGAAGCCAUUAAGGAGUGAUGCUGAUGGACAGAUUUUCACACGAGAGCUGUUACUUCCCAGGACAAGUAUGUUUCACUACAUAUAUUGUCUCACUGAAAAGAAGAAAGACAAAUUCGAAACCCUUGAAGAUGAAAAUCAGAAGUAUUCAUACAGAACUUUGUUCAGAAACAUCUCUGAAAAGGAUGAAGUAUUCUACCAGUUUGAUGAUGUAUGCAUGCAACCAGGAUGGAUGUUGAAUAGGACCCUGGAGAUUAUGACAAUACAACUGGAAUUCAUUCAGUUAACAUUAACACAGCUAAUGAACUGCACAAAUGCAGAACUAUCAGAUCUGCACUCUAAAAUAUAUUUUUUUAAUCAGUGUCUACAAACCAGAAGUUUUUUAAACUCUGUAAAAAUGAGUGCUUUAAAAUUACACUUUUCUUGGGACAGUCUGAAGGAAAAACUGGACAAAGCCUUUAGGCAUACAAUUGAGCAGUCGAAAGAUAACACUCCAGUUCAGUAUGUUCUUGCUGCAGCAUUUCUUUCAAUGUAUUUUGAUUUAAAUCCUGAAAAAGCUACCAUUGAAAAGCUGUCUAAAAUGAUCAAAAGCAAUGGUGAGCUUCAAGGCACACUUGGAGGUCUCAAAGACUCAGUGAGAGGGUCAUUUUCUCAAGCUGUGCAUAUUAUGUUCAACUUGGCCUGUAACAAAUCACCAAAUGCAGCUCUUUGGUUUAUGGCCCUCUUCUAUGCAGUAUCUUCAGAACCUGUUCAGCUGUUCACAGAUAUACAGCAACCUACAGUACAAAUAUCAAAAAGGGACUUUUCAGAAAUGACCAAGACCCACUCCUCAGUGAUAAACAGACAGAAAGCAUUCAGAACUGCUGUACUAGAUAUGGCUAAUCUAGAACACCUUGAAUGCUUAUUGAAUCUCAUCAUCACUCCAGAUGAACACCUGUCAAAGCUGAUAAAAUGGCAGAACUCCUACAGUUUCCAUAAACUGCAUCAGGCUGCAAAAACAGUUGCUGUGCAGAUUAAUUACUGGUUACAAAAAAGCCAAGAAAGAACAACUUCAGAAAUAUUGAAGGAGGAAGUACACACCUGCCUGGGAAAAACACUGAGCUUCCUCACCACAUCAUUAAACGAAAUGAAGUGGACAGAACACUGGGACAAUGUCCUAGUAGCGCUACAGCUUCUGAACGCUUUCACUGACUGUUUUGACCGUCUUGUAGAAAACAUGAACACAGAUGAUUACAAGCCCAGUAUUGUUCGUCUAAUGGAGAAAAUGUCUGCAUGCAUCUCCAGAUGCCAGCAAGGCAGAGACACAUUGAAAAUAACACAUUGGAAUGGCGUGUUUAAUCUUCGAUUACCAAAUAUGUGGCAAAAAGACUGGGAGGAAAUUUUAAAGAAGCACUAUAAAGAGCACCUGAAAAAGAAAAACAUCACUGACCAAGUGAAAUACUACUGUUAUUAUUAUGGUGUUUGUCCAGCAAUGGAAGAGUGCAUGUUAGUUUGUGCCCAAGAUGCAAUUAACAAACUGACGUCUAAGAGCAUCCCGAAAGGACCGCAGUCCAGUUUGAGGAAUCUAUUACAAUCAACAUCAAAGUUUCCUAAAUGUGCAACACUACUGUCCAUCAUUAUCGACAACAAACUAUGUGGUCUAGACUGGAACCAUGAGAACUGCUUUCAUCUUCUUUAUGAUGAACAACUAAAAGAUGUUUUCUUGACAAUAGAGCAACAAGGAAUGGACAAAAUCUGCAAGAAACAUCCCAAAAUAAAAGAACAAAUACAAGGAGUAAAGAAUCUAAUGGACCAACUGAUUAGGAAAAUUAUGAACAAGUCUCUACCAUGCAAACUAUUGAAAGAGAUCAUCAAAAGAAAGCAACAGAUCAACCGUUACUUUUUAGGAGAAAACAUGGAUGUAUUUCAGAAGGCAAUAGAGGAAGCAAAGGAGAAUUUUAAAAGACUUGAAAGCCAAAAAAGCAAAGUAAAGGUACUCAAUGAACUUAAUCAAGAUCUGCCAGUUGAUGUAAAACAUCUUGAGACAACUUUGUUGAUCGAUCUAGACAAGGAGGAACGUUCUCUGAAAACAAUCAUGGACACGCUAUUCAGUGAAGAACCUGGAAGUGAUACAUAUUUCCUCAAUGCUCAGCCAUUUGAGAAGAUUAAUUGUUUGCGUACAAGCACAUAUUUUAAAGAACUGUGGCGAAAAACAGCAAAUCAUGUCAAGGACACUGAGUUCAGAGAUAUUCAAUUAAUUCCACUGGAUGAAGUGUACGAUGAAAUUUACAAGCCAGCAUUUAAAGAUUUUAAAAACUCGUAUGAGACCUUGAGGGAUCUGUCAAUGAGUCUGCAGGACCUGAAGACUAAACUGGGCAAUUUUUUAGAUAACAUGUCAAAAGAACUGAAGACAAUGGGGGAAGUGUUUGGUGACGAUAAAGAUGAAUGGAUUCAGAAGACAGAAGAACACAUUGAAAGAUACAGAGCCCUUCAGGCUGCAAAAGAAAAUGCAGAUGUGAUCAUUGAAAUGAAAAAUAACCUUGGUCUAUGUGGAGACUUUGAUGGCAUUGAUAACAUCGAGCAUACGGAUGGAAAGCGCUUGUGUGAUCUCAGUGAAAGUAUGUUAAAAGUUGGAAACAAAUUGAUGAAAAUUCCAAAACAAACAGUUAGCUUUCUAAGAGAAUUAAAUGAAUGCAUCAGAAGAGGAUUCAUCUCCUGGAUUAAAGAAAUCAUAAAAGACACUGCAGAGCUAACUGCGUUUGUGGAGCUGGCCUCGAUCUCUGCUGGAGAAAAUACCAUGGACAUUGACAAAGUGUGCUGUUUCAGAGACGCCAUAUCUGCCACUGCACCAAUAAUAUACCAUCCAUCUGAAAACCUUGAAGAGCUCCUUCAAGCUGUCAAAAAGAUUCAACGUGCUUUAGAAAGUGAUGAAAAACUAAAAGAUAAAUUGAGAGACUCCUGUGCCAACAUGGAGUGGCUUAAAAUCGCCUAUGAGACUCAUGGAUCUGUUGAGAGAUCGUCUUUGCAACAGGCCACUGAUAUAAAUGAAAGUGGGAUUUACAGCAUCAAAAUUCCAUCUGGAGCUCAAACCAAGAUUUAUCUGGAAGACUGCAUCACAUUAAGAUGCAAAGAAAAUGUAUAUGGUGGACAUGAUGUAAAGUGUAGAACAUACAAUCUUGCUGAGCUUCAAGAACUGCAAAACAAACUGAUGCUGAUUACUGUGAGUGUUAAAAACCGAGAGGAUGAAAUCACCACUUAUAUUGAGGUUUUGGAGCAGAUGAUAAAUGUGGGAAAGUGCUUCCUCGAGCUCCGUGAUGCUGGACAUAUUCUGUUUCAAGACUGGGAGAUGGCGGCCUACUGCGGACAAGCACAUGAUAUUAAAAUUUGGGUGAAAUUUGGUAUUACAAGUGUAGAGAUCAAAGGUUACAGACAGUUGCUUGAUGAGUUGAAAGGACUGUGUGAAAGCAUGAGAGGUUGUCUCUCUGAAUGGUUAAAGUACAUAGAGCAGAAAAGGAACACAUACUACCAUUUAAAUUACUUUACAGCCAAACAGCUGGUCUAUCUGUGUUGCUCUCUGGCUGAAUUUCGGAUUGGGUGGGAGAACAUCAGCACUGGACUUCUAAACAUGUUGUCUAUCAUAAAGGACAGCAUUAAAGAAGAUGAUGUGAAAAAUGCACUCAUCAAAGCACUCGAAACCCCAGUUGACAGCGGUGGUUCACAGGAAUCACUUGAGCUCAAGAAGUUCCUCAAUGAUUAUCCAGACAUAAUAGAAUACUUUCUUGAUACAGGAUAUAGAGAGGAACAGAUCAAAGCAGCAAUAAAGUUUUGUGAAGAAGAUGAGCAAGUACCAGAAGAUUAUAAUGAUUCAGAGACUACAGAGGAGUACCGAAACACUGUGAUGGAAUGCAUUGAUGAUCAUGAAAAUGAUGACGAAUGGGUCCAGGAAUGGUAUGAGAAGUAUGAGGAAAGAAGGGAAUGCGUCCUUAAAAAUCAAAUGAAAUUCAAAGGUGGACUCACAACAGAAGAAGUGUCUUUUUCAAUGACUGAGGAGCAGAUUGAAGCAGCAUUUGCCAACUUGGAAAAUUCAGAUGAGAAGAUUGCGAUGCUUUGGAAGACAUACCACAACAAACUCUCAGGACUCGUAUCUGACAAGUUUGUAGAUUUAGAUGUUCUUGGGGAAACCAUGAACCACCUUUCCAAAUCUGCAGAAGUGACCGUGAAACGAAAACUGCCAAUUAUUUUGGAAGGUGGCAAACCCAACCUGAUUUCCUGUAAAGAUGUUGAAAUGCUUCCACUUUGUCUGUCUCUGUACAAUGAUAAAGAUCAACCGUUACCAGCCUACGAUGAAGUUUUGGUCUGUACCUCUGACACGACCGCAGAAGAGGUGGAACUGAUAAUCAGAAGAGCUGUACAGUCUGGCAGCAUGCAUGAGAAGAUCUACUGCUUACUGAAUGCAGAAAAACUCAAUCACGAUGUGUCCCGAAAGUUUGAAUCCAUUUUCUACCAAAAAACACAGGAGACUCAUGUCCAGGGAGACAUGUACAAGAGAAAUUACCAGUUCAUUAUCUUGUGUGACUCAAAGGCACAUCAGAGUUAUGUUGCCACUGCUUUUGACAUGUAUAAGAGAACAGUCACUGAAAAUCUGAAACGAAAUGAGGAAAUUAAACAGUAUCUUCUACACAAGCACCAAACAUCCCCAGAAGAUGAAACUGGAUUUAUGAAAUUGAACCAACCUGAUCAAUUUCAGCUGAAAACAAAACUCAUUUUCUCAGAACAUGCUGGCAUGGGUAAAUCCCUCUAUGCGAAAAAUCUUGUAAAAGUGUCUGAAGAAAACCUUAAAAAUUCAGGAUUUACUUAUAAAACAAUACGGAUGAGCCAGUCGCAGCUGAGGACUGAAGACAUUGUCUCUCAGCUGCAACAGUAUGAGGACAAACCCAUGGAAAAAGUCCCAAGAAUAUUUCACUUUGACAUUCCCCCUGUGGUGACAAAAGGACUGUACACAUUUCUGCUACAGCUGUUUGUGCUGAGAUGUUUCCACAGCCCUGAUGGUACCAUAUGGAGGUGCAAUGACUCCCACAUUUACUUGGUGGAAUACACAAAAAAAAAGUACAGGGAAUGUGACCAGCACUGCUCGGAGAUAUCACCUCAAGUAGAAGAUGUAUUUUUGGAAAUGUUGCCAACUGUUAAGUGUCUUUCUCCUGAGAAAACGCUGAGAUAUCUAGAGCAGAAGGGAUCAUGUGAUAAAGACUACCAACUAAUGGAUGAUGCAGAGUUUCAUAGUGAAGCCUUUCAGCGCACUUACCAAUACUUUAAAAUCUACAGACUCAAACCAGACCACCUUGAGGGUUUCUCUUUUAAUCCCAGAGUUGUUGAAGAUUCACCAAAGGAGUGGUUGGAGUGCCUUUUGCAGUUCUGUGACCUUAAAAACCCAUCUUGGGGAGAACUGAGGAAUUUCACACACUUUCUAAACAGCCAAUUGAAGAAAUGCGAACAAUCGUGUUUUUGUAGUGCUGCCUUAAAAGAUGACCUGACAGGCUUUAAAAAAUUUGUUGUGAAAUUCAUGAUGAUAAUGUCCAAGGAUUUUUCCAUGAGAUCCCUAAAGACGUCGGAUGACAGUGAUAAGAAUGUGCAGGAUGCAGCAGCAGAAGAUAUGGCUCUCAAAGAAUUCCAACUCCGACGACGAUGGGAACAACAGGCUCACCCUUACAUUGUAUUCAAUUCAGACAAUGAGUCCAUGACUUUUUUAGGAUUCCACAUUCACAACUUGGAUGCAGUUGAUGCUCGUACUAAGGUUGUAGUGGAGAAGAAUAUUAUUGAUAAGAGACUUUUUAACCAAUUAAAGGCUCAAAGAGUGCCAUUUAACAUUGACUUUGAGGAUCUGUCCCGUGAAGAGCAGCUUGGUAUUAUAGGCAGAGUGCUAGGAGUGCAGACCAUUGAGGAUCCUGAUGAUACAUAUCAGUUGACGUUAGAUAAUGUGAUGAAAAUCCUUGCCAUUCAUCUUCGGUUUGAGUCAGACAUUCCUGUAAUCAUCAUGGGAGAAACAGGAUGUGGAAAGACCCGGCUGGUUCAGUUCAUGUGUGAUUUGCUGAGAUCAAGGAAGAAAAAGAGACAAAACCUGAUUGUGGUGCGGGUACAUGGAGGCACAUCAUCAGAGGUAAUUUACAGCAAAGUAAGAAAGGCAAUUAAGAUUUCAAAAGAGAAUGAAAUGCAUAAAUUGGAUACAGUGCUGUUUUUUGAUGAAGCUAAUACAACAGAGGCCGUUAAUGCAAUUAAGGAGGUGAUCUGUGACAAGUCUGUCAAUGGAGAACAGAUCAAUGCACCUCGCCUUAAAAUCAUUGCAGCAUGUAAUCCUUACAGGAAGCACUCAAAGGAGGCCAUAGAGCAACUGGAACGAGCUGGAUUGGGAUACAGAGUCAGAAGUGAGAACACUGGGGAGAAACUUGGGCAGAUACCAAUGCGGCAGCUGGUCUACAGAGUUCAGCCAUUACCGCCAAGUCUUACUCCUCUGGUAUGGGACUUUGGAAAGUUAAACGAGCACACACAGGAGCUCUACAUCACACAGAUGGUCAAGACUUUUUUUGACAAAAAAAAACUUCCAAAUGAUGGAAAUCAAGCAUUAUUUACAAAGGUUAUUUCUGCCUCUCAGAAGCAUAUGGCAGAGUUAACUGAUGAAUGCCGGAUGGUCAGUCUCAGAGACAUAGAGCGGUGCAUGAAAACAGUCAUGUGGUUUUACCAACAAAGGCACUCAUUGUUUAAGGAAAUUGACAAAAGGAAGAAAGCAGAAGGAAGCAAAGAAAUUUAUAAUGAUUUGGUUCGGUCGCUUAUUCUUGCAGUUGGAGUUUGCUACUUGGCUUCACUGGAAAAUCGAAAUAAAUACUUAAAACAAAUUUCAAAAGCUUUCGCUUUGUCCUGUGUUGACAUUCAGAGAGAGAUUGAGUUUUGCAAAGAAGCAUUUAUAUCAAAUGUUGACUGCCCCACUUCAGUGGCAAAGAAUAAUGCUCUAAAGGAAAAUGUGUUCAUGAUGGUUGUAUGCAUGAACUUAAGAAUUCCACUGUUUCUAGUUGGAAAACCUGGGAGCUCAAAAUCUUUGUCUAAGACAAUUGCUGCUCAUGCAAUGCAGGGAAAGGCUUCCCCAAAUGAUCUUUUUAAGGGAUACAAGCAGGCACAACUGGCCUCAUUCCAGUGCAGCCCACACUCGACUCCUGAUGGGAUCAUCUCAAUAUUCAGGCAAUGUGCACAGUUUCAGUAUAAUAAAAAUUUGAAUGAAUAUGUUGCUGUUGUGGUUCUUGAUGAAAUUGGAUUAGCAGAAGACUCUCCAAAAAUGCCACUAAAAACAUUACACCCCCUACUGGAAUAUGGAUGUGUUGAUGAUGAAAGUCCUGAUGAAUUCAAGAAAGUUGGAUUUAUUGGAAUUUCCAACUGGUCACUGGAUCCAGCGAAGAUGAACCGUGGCAUUUUGGUUCUGAGAACAUCACCACUGGCAGAAGAGCUUAAAAACACAGCUCAUGACAUUUGUUCAAGCGAUAAGGAGGCAGUCAACAGUGCGAUUAGGGGCUUGAUUCCCAAGCUUACCAAGUUCUACUUAAGAGUGCUUGAAGAACAGAAAACUGAAUUCUUUGGACUCAGGGAUUUUUACAGUCUUGUAAAGUUGAUCAUGUCCUAUGUCAUAGAAGCAAAUGGCAGGCCAGCAGAUGAAGAUCUAACCAGAGCUGUGCAAAGGAAUUUUGAUGGUUUGGAUUCUCUAAAUGUUCUGAAAAUAUUUAGGGAUUUUUUUAUGGAAAUAACAAAAAAAUGUGACACUGUCUCUCUGCUCAGAGAAAACCUGAACAUAGAGACCUCAGGGUUUACUUCCAGGUACCUUCUACUGCCAACAGUUAAUCACGCUGCUCUUCAGAUUUUGAAAUCCCAGAAGAUCAUUAAUGAAAGCAAUGUUGAAAUCAUCUUUGGAUCAGGAUUUCCACAUGAUGAAGAAUACUCUCAGGUUUGCCGCACAGUAAACAAAAUAAAGACCUGCAUGGAGACAGGAAGGUCAGUUGUCCUACUCAAUAUUCAGAGCCUUUAUGAGAGUCUCUACGAUGCUUUGAAUCAAUGCUAUGUGAAAUUAGGGGGGAGUUACUAUGUUGACCUGGGGCUGGGAUCUCAUAGAGUAAAAUGCAGAGUCAAAGAUGAAUUUCGACUGAUUGUCAUCGAAGAGAAAAGCACAGUGUAUGAGCAGUUCCCUACACCGCUGCUAAAUCGCUUGGAAAAACACUGCUUGGAGAUUAGUGAUAUUCUCCCAGACCAUGCUCAAGAGCUGCAGGCUGAACUGGAGGAAGGGCUUAACAAAUUCGUGACACAGGAUUUAUCUGAAAGAAACCAGCUCUUCUCUAACAAGAAGAAAUAUGACACUAUAGUUGGCUACACAGAAGAUACGUGUGCAUCUGUACUUUUACACUGCUGUCCACAAAUAGUGUCCCGGGAACUGGAUCAUGAUGAGAGAGAGAAAACUCUUGAAAUGGCCCAGGAAAUGCUUCUUCAGUGUGCAACUCCAGAUUCUGUUUUGAGAGCCACAAAAUACAUGGAGGAAAAUUCUGAGAAGCUUCUAGAGGUGUACUUUUCAAAGCAGCCACAUGGCAACCUAAUAAAGGCUUUAAAGACAUACCGAGAGCAUGAAACUGAUGGAAUUUGUCUUGAGGUAUCCACAUAUUCUCGACUGCUCAAUAAAAGAGAUGUGGAGAAGAUCAGUAAGGAGCUUGGUAUUGCAGAUCGUGAUUCGUGUCUCUUCUUACUGAAUGAAUUUUACACAGAGCAGUCAUUUUCUCAAGCAGUAAGUGAAUUUCUUGGUAUUGAUAAAGGAGCACGCAAACUCCUGCUACUACAGUCUUACUUUGAUGAUCCAAGGCAAAGUCAGCGGCUUCUCUUCUGUGUGAGACACAGCAUUACACAAAUCAAAACUUCAUUCUCAGAUGGAACUGCUUUUGACAUUGUGCUCCUUACAAGUCUACCUCGGAUUUCAGGAGGCUGUGGAUAUAUUGCUACCUUUGAAGAUGGCUGGGUUUCACUACACAUGGAUGAACUAAUUAAAACUCCAGGAUUUCCUGGUGACAUUUACGAGCUACAGUGCUUGACUAUCUCUGAAAGUCUCGCAAAAAGUUCCUUACCUGCAACAGAGAAUCCUGACAUGAAUAUUCCUAAAGCCCCAUUGUGUGGAAAACAGGAUGUCUUGGUUGACACACUCUUGCUAAUGAAGAAAUCUUUACAGAAGGGUAUUUUGCAGCUGCGUGACAAAGCAGAUAACACACAAAGAGCAACAACACGUGUAGAAAUUCUCCAUGGGCUGUUGCAAAAGAAAUACACUGUGUCUGAUGCUUUCAUUAAAUCCAUGGAAAGAAGAAUAGUCAGCUUUCUUUCAGAGCAGGAGAAAAUAAAGGGAAAAGAGAACUGGGUUGUUGCUCAGGCACUUUCUGAUGGCUUUGUUGCAGAAGGCAGCUCAUUUAGACAUGUGCUGUGGGUUCAUCUGGAGGACACUGUGGCCUCAGCUCUAGCCCACAUACUGGCGGUCAUUGAUGGAGACAAUAACCUGGAUAAUCUGAUCAAUAAUCAACCGACAGAAAAGACUGACUUCUGGCUGCGAGUAUUUCAGGAGGAUCAGUGGGAUCUGCUGAAGAUUCCAGUCACUACCUUUCAAGGGAAAGUAUCCAUUCUUUCAACGAGUGGUGACCACACUAAGUCAUGGACAUGUCAUUUCCCAUUUAGCUGGGCUUUAAAAGAGAAAUUUGAUGAGAUAUGGUCAUGUGUCAUCAGUCUGAAAGGGCCAGCUGUUAGACCUGCUAAGGAGUACCUGGAGAAGUUUGAAGAACUGAUACCUCUUCCCUGGAUUAAGAGCAUAACAAAAGACCAUAACCUGUUUGCCAAUUUUUCUGAAGAUCUUGUAAACAUCUCAAUGCCAUUGUUUCCACAUGACCUAAAUAAAUCUUUUUCAGAAACACUCACAAGACUCACACCACGUCUCUAUCAUGAUUUAACGGGAAAUGAUCCUGAAGGUGUCCCUCUGCCCUGGCUGUAUGUAGUUAACAAAUACAUGCAUGACAACCAUCAACUUUUAUACAGUUUAUUUUUACAAAACACAGAUGUGGUCACUGCAGGGGAAGCAACUGAGGCACUUAAUCAGGUACUUCAGGGCCUUCAGCCAAAAGAAAGUGAGCUGAAAGACUUCAACAGCUGCCAGCAGUGGCUAAAGAAAGUGAAGUCUGUGUCUGUGGCUGUUGACUUGAUCCUUUCAGAGGACUCUCUGGUGACACGUCAUGCUGAAAAUGCAGAAACGCUACUCACUAAAAUCAGACUUUUCUGGCAAAAUAUCUGGAUAAUCUAUUUACUGAUGGACCACCUUCUGCAAAACGAGCAGGAAAUGGAGAAAAAACUUCUGACCUUUCUCGUGAGAAAUCUGCUGUUUGCAUGGAAGAAACUAAACUCAGAAGAAGGGAAGCAGAUGGAGAGUGUGAUCGAUCAUGUCACAGCGAUUCUGGCUAAAUGUAACAAGAAUGCUUGUAAUGUGUUCAUCGUCGUGUGUGGCUACUGCGACAAGGACUUCACUGAGGACGACACAGCUGAGGUGGAAUGUGGACACAUGUUUCACUUAUCCUGUUUAAGAGAGCACAGUGACACUCAGUGUAGGAAGUGCAAAAAACAGAUCACCCAAGAUUACAAACCAUGUGGAGUUGUGGCCAAAGAAACUUUUCUAAAAGUCAACAGAUUUAGAAGAAAGUGCAACUCAUUCUUUGUGGAGUUCAUGUGGAACUUCAUCAGCAGCAAAGAGCAACUGACUGAAAAAGUAUUAAAUAAGCUCAUGGACUAUGUAGGAUGUAGCCCAGCUCCAGAAGUUUCAAGUGUGAGGUCUACAUUAGAGCAGUGCAUGAAGCCAGACCGUGCUGUCCAGUCUCUCAUACUCAAGAUCCUGCUGAAAUGCGGAAUGGAGGAAACGGCACCAGAGCUUCAGAGGUUCAUUGAAGGGGCUGUGAAAUCAAAUGAUAGAAACUCGGAUGAUAUCUACUUCAUGGUGGUGCGCAGCAUCGAGGAUCACAUCCACUUUUCCAGUCAAGGCCGUCUCAUCAAAGAGGCAAUCAAAUGUCUUAGUACAUGUGUGUUCAGUGAGUCUGACCAGAACAUGAUCGCCAAGGAUUUACACACCAUCGCAAAACUGCGCUUUGCCAUCACAGUUGCCUCAGAUGCCAUCAGGACUGUUCUGUCUAAAGCAGGAACAGUUGAUGCUGAAGACUCUAAACUCCUGCAAAACUUGAAGGAGCUUUUGUCUAACACUGGCAAUCCAUGGAUUCAGAUAUUUCUGUUACGCAACAUCUGUGAGACGCAUGGAUCCAGCUUCAUCUAUCAACUGGGACAAAGUGAAACAUUUUGGUGGACUAUACCGAGACAAGUCUUGAAAGAACAGCAGGACAUGUCUAAACAAACAGUGGAUCAAUUCCAGAUGUAUGGUGAAAUGUACAAGAAGAUUACCUUGGAUUCAUUCAGAGCUCUAGAAGAGCCUUCACACGAAAUUGCACAGGAGUUUGAUGACGGCAGUCCAUGUUUCUAUGUGUGUAUGGCAUUGGCUGCAGUUAGACAGGCCUCACACAACACAGCCUCAACCAACAAUGAAGGAUCUCUGAUCUCCAAGAUGAAGAUGAAAUCAAUCACAGACCCCAGCUGGGGACAGCUUGUUAAAAUCUGUUUGUCCGAGAUAAAGGAUUGCAGUUUGUCUCAAAUUGUUUUACACACUGCACUAGUAGCACAAGUAUCUUCAGGACCAGAGAUGAAACUGCUAAAUGCUCUGUGCUUCAAUCCAGGACAAUGCAAGGGUUUCUUCAUCCCAACCAUGCCAAACCCAGUAAAUGAAAUAAAAGACUGGACUAAGGAUGCGACGAAAUCAGCAGAGAAUGUGAAAAUAUGGGUGUGUGGGUGUGGGGAACCUGUUUUGAUUGGUAAUUGUGGUAGACCAAAUGAAAAAUCAAAGUGUGCAAGCUGUGGCAAUGAAGUUGGUGGUGAAGGAUACGUCCCAGUAGAAGGUUUUACAGAGUUUAAUGAUGCACAGGGUAGCGGAAGAGGUCACAACCUUGGUGACCCCAACAAUCGCAAGGAGCAGGAUGGAAAGAGGAGUCUUUAUGGUGCUAACCUUCACAUGGUGCGAGCUUUAAUCCACUCCUCUAUGCUCUGGGGUACCAGUGAACACACUGAGGAGGUGCAGAAUCUCAUUGUGAUGCCACAAGGAGCACAUGAUGUCAGGAAGUAUCUCCUUGAACAUCUUCGGAAGGACAUCGAACUACUUGCCAAAGCUUUAGGAAAGAGUGAGCAAGAUGCUGAGAUGACUGUCCACUUAUUUCUGAAGCUCUUGUUGGAAAGUUCCUCUGAGCCAAACAUUCAGAUCCAGAUAACAGACAGUGAGGAAAAACGGGAGGAAUGGGAGAAGAACAUUUACCAAAGACUUCAGGUCUUCUUUCAGACUUUUGAGGCACAGUUAUUGGAGGUACAGAGUAAUAUUCUAAAAUUAAGUGGCAUGGAUACUUUGGCACAAUUGAUCUACAGUAAGGAGCCAGCGCUGGAGGACCUGCCCACCUCCGGAGUGUUCAACCUUCCACUGAUGUGGAGCUUCGAGCAGAGGAUGACCAUCCAGCGCUUCAGUCACCUGAUUGAGCAGAAAGAUGAAAGGAGAAAUGUUCCUCUUCUCUCAGAACUCCUGAAAAGUCAUGUUCACAUUCAACAUCUCCGAUAUCUCCCACAAGUGCUGAGCCUCCAGCAGAAACUGAUGUAUUACUUUGAGAACCUGGAUCUGCAGUGUUACAGUAAAGUGCCCAUAAACACCUUCAUGAAGGAACAUGUGGCAGAUAACGAGCAACUGGUGUUCAUUAAAAGUGCUGACAUUGUGAAGUCAUUAUGGAAACAUUUAAAGUCAAUUAAUUACUUACAGAUACCAGCUGAGGUGAAAGAUAAACAUGAGGAUGACUUAAAGAUACUGGACCUCCUUCCAACGGAAUGCUCGGUCACUCGGAUUAUAACAAAGUACCUCGUCCAGAUGCAGAACAACUUCAUACAGAUGACCAACCCUAAUGCAGACAGAGAAAUAACCGUCAAUGAGCUGAAGCCUUCCCAUGUCAUCACCUGUGUUCCUGAGCAAGACUUCCUCACUAUUGCCAUUUCAAACAUCGACCAUGUGGUGUAUCAGGACGGGAAACAGAGCACCAACUAUAAUUUUAAAACUGUGGAGAGCCAGAUAAUAGAUCGAUUCUUCGCAGAGAAACCAAAGAUCAAAGUCACUACAGUCCCGUUAUUUGAAUAUAACACAGGAACAACGCUGCGUGCCUUUUUCAGCAAAGUGCAGGACAAGUUGGAGCCCUUGAACACCAAUGACAGGAACUGCAUAAUGAAUGAUUUCCGGUUUUUGAAUGAGAUUUCCGCAGCGCUCUCCACUCUCCGCAUUGUUAUUGGAUUUCUGAAGCUGUCGUUUCCUUCACCUGAGCUGAAGCUUGUGAUGUACCUGAAGAAAGACCUGAAACUGGAAGACCGAGCACACACACUCAACUUACAGGUGCUGAGAUCCAGCCAGGUGAAGCACAUUCAGUCCCUGUGGGAGGCGUUAUCACUGAGACAGUCAUCACUGCUCAUUGAGAUGAAUCAGAAUCCCUUCAUCAUGAUCGAGGACCAACAGUUUCAUGAGAUGUUCACAAAAAAUCAGGAGGAAGAAAAUAUGAAGAUUCUGGCAGACAUCACUGAAUUGGAUAUUCUUAUCACUGAGCUUCACUACGUCAUUCUAAACAUGAAGCUCAAAGAAGUCCAACCAAAAUGGACAAUUAUGGAAACCUUUGACGCCUUCUGUGAUUGUGAUGAGAUCAACAAGAAGGCUAUCGAGUGUCUGAAGGUUCUUCCAGAGAUGAAGAUGAAAUACGGCAUCGCUCUGUGGAAACUAGCAGUGCAGAUCAAGAAAGGGAUAAAAAACACCAAAUCUGUGUGAAGUGAAUCUGCAGCAUGCAUCCAUGAAUAUUGCCAAGUUUUAUUUACUUUCUUUAACAUUUAUCAUAAUCAGAGUUUCCUAUCUUAGCUUCUAUCUCACACUGAAUCUCAUUUAGACAACAUAUUCAUGUCAAAGCAUUUAGACUAGAACACAAGUGAACUAACGGGGUUUAAAACACAGUUAAAAUGAAUAAGAAUGGUAUUAGGUGAUGGGAAAAACAAAACAUGCAUAAACUGCCUUGUAAUGCUUCUUUUAAAACCUUUCAUCAUUUUCUUCUUAGCUACUUAACUUGAGUUUGUAAGAGGGUUUUCUCUUUGAGGGUAAUCAUGAUGUUUUCCAGAUGUUAUUAGUAAUAAUCAGUGAGGAUUGAAGUCAUAUACGAUUUUGGAAAUUUGGGAUUUUUGUUUUUUUUCUGUUCUGAAUGUGUUUCUUCGGGCUUCUGUAGUUACUAAGCAAAUAAAAAUGAUAAGCAUCCAA
This is a messenger RNA of Clarias gariepinus (North African catfish), 14622 nucleotides long. RefSeq names its product E3 ubiquitin-protein ligase rnf213-alpha-like. The record is from RefSeq and is a predicted model, not a curated record. Gene Ontology annotation, molecular function: ubiquitin-protein transferase activity; ATP hydrolysis activity. NCBI's taxonomy places the organism in Eukaryota, Metazoa, Chordata, Actinopteri, Siluriformes, Clariidae. Bases 1 to 14145 code for a protein of 4714 amino acids. The transcript is spliced from 64 exons.